GCGUUCGGGGCUCCCUACGAGCCCCUCUCCUGAUUGGCCGUGUGCCGCGCGCUCGAGCGUGCCUGGCGCCUGCGCUGGAACACUCUGCCGAUAGUGGCGAUGUCCGGCAGGUCUAAGCGGGAGUCUCGCGGUUCCACCCGCGGGAAGCGAGAGUCCGAGUCGCGGGGCAGCUCCGGUCGCGUCAAGCGGGAGCGAGAUCGGGAGCGGGAGCCUGAGGCGGCAAGCUCCCGGGGCAGCCCUGUGCGCGUGAAGCGAGAGGUCGAGCCGGCGAGCGUGCGCGAGGCCCAGGCUUCUGUUGUCCCGUUUGUGCGGGUGAAGCGGGAGCGCGAGGUCGAUGAGGACUCGGAGCCUGAGCGGGAGGUGCGAGCAAAGAAUGGCCGAGUGGAUUCUGAGGACCGGAGGAGCCGCCACUGCCCAUACCUGGACACCAUUAAUAGGAGUGUGCUGGACUUUGACUUUGAGAAACUGUGUUCUAUCUCGCUCUCACACAUCAAUGCUUACGCCUGUCUGGUGUGUGGCAAGUACUUUCAAGGCCGAGGUUUGAAGUCUCACGCCUACAUUCACAGUGUCCAAUUUAGCCACCAUGUUUUCCUCAACCUCCAUACCCUCAAGUUUUACUGCCUUCCAGACAACUAUGAGAUCAUCGAUUCCUCGUUGGAGGAUAUCACGUAUGUGUUGAAGCCCACUUUCACAAAGCAGCAAAUUGCAAACUUGGACAAGCAAGCCAAAUUGUCCCGGGCAUAUGAUGGUACCACUUACCUGCCGGGUAUCGUGGGACUGAAUAACAUAAAGGCCAAUGACUAUGCCAACGCCGUUCUUCAGGCUCUAUCUAAUGUUCCUCCUCUCCGGAACUACUUUCUGGAAGAAGACAAUUAUAAGAACAUUAAGCGUCCUCCAGGGGAUAUCAUGUUCUUGUUGGUCCAGCGUUUUGGAGAGCUGAUGAGAAAGCUCUGGAACCCUCGAAAUUUCAAAGCACAUGUGUCUCCCCAUGAGAUGCUUCAGGCGGUUGUACUUUGCAGUAAGAAGACUUUUCAGAUCACCAAACAAGGAGAUGGAGUCGACUUUCUGUCUUGGUUUCUGAAUGCUCUGCACUCAGCUCUGGGGGGCACAAAGAAGAAAAAGAAGACUAUUGUGACUGAUGUUUUCCAGGGGUCCAUGAGGAUCUUCACUAAGAAGCUUCCCCAUCCUGAUCUGCCAGCAGAAGAAAAAGAGCAGUUGCUCCAUAAUGACGAGUACCAGGAGACGAUGGUGGAGUCCACUUUUAUGUACCUGACACUUGACCUUCCUACUGCCCCCCUCUACAAGGACGAGAAGGAGCAGCUCAUCAUUCCGCAAGUGCCACUCUUCAACAUCCUGGCCAAAUUCAAUGGCAUCACUGAGAAGGAAUAUAAGACUUACAAGGAGAACUUUCUGAAGCGCUUCCAGCUUACCAAGCUACCUCCAUAUCUAAUCUUUUGUAUCAAGAGAUUCACUAAGAACAACUUCUUUGUUGAGAAGAAUCCAACUAUUGUCAAUUUCCCUAUUACGGGACAGGCAAAUGGUAUGAAUUACAAGACCUCCAGGUGACUGACAUCCUUCCCCAGAUGAUCACACUGUCAGAGGCUUACAUUCAGAUUUGGAAGAGGCGAGAUAAUGAUGAAACCAACCAGCAGGGGGCUUGAAGGAGGCGUCUAGGGCUUUGCUUCCGAGGGCUGUGGCUGAUGAUGGUAAAUAAGAACACAGAAGCUGUAGCUGUUCAGCUACAGGCUGACUGGGGGCCUCCCUGGGCCAGCCCAGCUUGUAUGGAUUCUGGCUACACCAGAGCACCAGGAGCCCACUUGCCUGGGAUGGCCCCACACUGUCACCCAGCUGUUCUUUGAUCAUUUUUUUCUAGAUUGAUGCUCCUUUCUCCCAUGCAUUGAGCUCCCUUCUAGCUUCAGCAGGGCAGAACCCUUCUCCAGAUGUGUGUAACUUAUGUCUGAGUAUCUGGGAGUAGCUGAAGAACAGAUAAUUUCUUCCAAACAUCAAGCCUUGGGAUUCUUGGAGCAAGCAGAAAGCCAGUAACCUCACUCUUGUCUGUUAGAAGUGGAGGAUUUUCCUAUGGUUCCCCUCAUUUCCUGAUGUGUAUUUUUAGAUGGAUUAAAUAUUCUCCUGUUUUUAAACUA
Molecule: messenger RNA, 2144 nt
Organism: Cercocebus atys (sooty mangabey)
Lineage: Eukaryota; Metazoa; Chordata; Mammalia; Primates; Cercopithecidae
Gene: USP39
Product: ubiquitin specific peptidase 39
Exons: 12
Coding region: 100-1566 (488 amino acids)
Biological process (GO): mRNA processing; protein deubiquitination; spliceosomal complex assembly
Molecular function (GO): cysteine-type deubiquitinase activity; zinc ion binding
Source: RefSeq, a predicted model, not a curated record